This is a messenger RNA of Impatiens glandulifera, 1803 nucleotides long. Its product is annotated as extensin-2-like. Gene Ontology annotation, biological process: plant-type cell wall organization. The record is from RefSeq and is a predicted model, not a curated record. The transcript has a single exon. NCBI's taxonomy places the organism in Eukaryota, Viridiplantae, Streptophyta, Magnoliopsida, Ericales, Balsaminaceae. Bases 1 to 1803 code for a protein of 600 amino acids. Gene Ontology annotation, molecular function: structural constituent of cell wall.
AUGGUUACUUCUUGGCCAUUGGCACUAAUAUGUGCCUUGGCUAUAUCUUUCAUUGCCACUCAAGUAGUGGCUGACUAUGAUCAUGCGUCCCCGCCACCAUAUGUCUACUCACCUCCACCACCGCCGGCCUAUCUAUACAAAUCACCGCCACCACCACCAUACAUCUACUCUUCACCGCCACCACCACCAUACAUCUACUCUUCACCGCCACCUCCUCCAUACCUGUACAAAUCUCCACCUCCACCACCUUAUGUCUACUCAUCCCCACCACCACCAUACACUUAUAAGUCACCUCCACCACCAACAUAUGAAUACAAGUCACCUCCACCACCAACAUAUGAAUACAAGUCACCGCCACCACCACCAACAUAUGUAUACAAGUCACCGCCACCACCACCUUAUGUCUACUCUUCUCCCCCACCACCAUCUUAUGUCUACUCUUCGCCCCCGCCGCCACCAUACGUAUAUAAGUCUCCACCACCACCUCCAUAUGUAUACAAGUCUCCACCCCCACCCCCAUAUGUAUACAAGUCUCCACCACCACCACCUUAUGUUUACACUUCGCCGCCACCUCCCCCGUAUGUAUACAAGUCUCCACCACCACCACCAUAUGUUUACUCUUCGCAACCACCACCACCAUAUGUAUACAAGUCUCCACCACCUCCACCAUAUGUAUACAAGUCUCCACCACCACCACCCUAUGUAUACAAGUCUCCACCCCCACCUCCAUACGUCUACUCUUCACCGCCACCACCCCCAUAUGUCUACAAGUCUCCACCACCACCACCCUAUGUAUACAAGUCUCCACCCCCACCUCCAUACGUCUACUCUUCACCGCCACCACCCCCGUAUGUCUACAAGUCUCCACCCCCACCUCCAUACGUCUACUCUUCACCGCCACCACCCCCGUAUGUCUACAAGUCUCCACCCCCACCUCCAUAUGUCUACAAGUCUCCACCACCACCACCCUAUGUAUACAAGUCUCCACCCCCACCUCCAUACGUCUACUCUUCACCGCCACCACCCCCGUAUGUCUACAAGUCUCCACCCCCACCUCCAUACGUCUACUCUUCACCGCCACCACCCCCGUAUGUCUACAAGUCUCCACCCCCACCUCCAUAUGUCUACAAGUCUCCACCACCACCACCCUAUGUAUACAAGUCUCCACCCCCACCUCCAUACGUCUACUCUUCACCGCCACCACCCCCGUAUGUCUACAAGUCUCCACCCCCACCUCCAUACGUCUACUCUUCACCGCCACCACCCCCGUAUGUCUACAAGUCUCCACCCCCACCUCCAUAUGUCUACAAGUCUCCACCACCACCACCCUAUGUAUACAAGUCUCCACCCCCACCUCCAUACGUCUACUCUUCACCGCCACCACCCCCGUAUGUCUACAAGUCUCCACCCCCACCUCCAUACGUCUACUCUUCACCGCCACCACCCCCGUAUGUCUACAAGUCUCCACCCCCACCCCCAUAUGUCUACAAGUCUCCACCACCACCACCCUAUGUAUACAAGUCUCCACCCCCACCUCCAUACGUCUACUCUUCACCGCCACCACCCCCGUAUGUCUACAAGUCUCCACCCCCACCUCCAUACGUCUACUCUUCACCGCCACCACCCUCGUAUGUCUACAAGUCUCCACCCCCACCUCCCCCGUAUGUCUACAAGUCUCCACCCCCACCUCCCUACGUCUACUCUUCACCGCCGCCACUCACAUAUGUAUACAAGUCUCCACCCCCACAGACCCCGUCGACAAACCAGCCUGGAUCAAGUCCCAUUACCAAUCUAUUAUUAUAA